UGGCGUUGCCUGGCUACCGCUAAGAGUUUAAUUGGGAGGAGCGAGAGGAACUUAGAGACUUCUGGUGAGAAUAUUAUUGGAGGGCUAGGGAUGUGGGGGGCUAGGGGGGAGGCAUGGGGGCUAGGGAUAGGGAUGGGGAGACACGGGGCUAGGGAUGGGGGACAGUCAUGGGGGCUAGGGAUGGGGAGCCACGGAUGGGGCUAGGGAUGGAGGAGGCAUGGGGGCUAGGGAUAUAGGGGGAGACAUGGGGACUAGGAAUGGGGGCUAGGGAUGGGGGGCUAGGGAUAUAAAGGGGAGACACGGGGACUAGGGAUAUAGGGGGAGACACGGGGGGCUAGGGAUAUAGGGGGGAGACACGGGGGGCUAGGGAUAGGGAUGGGGGAGACACAGGGGGCUAGGGAUAGGGGAUACACAGGGGGAUAGGGAUGGGGGGAGGCAUGGGGGGCUAGGGAUGGGGGACAGUCAUGGGGGGCUAGGGAUGGGGGAGACACGGGGCUAAGGAUGGGGGGAGGCAUCCCCAUGCCUCUCCCUAGCCCCCCAUCCCUAGCCCCCUGUGUAUCCCAUAUCCCUAGCCCCCCAUGUCUCCCCCCAUAUCCCUAGCCCCCCAUUCCUAGUCCCCCAUGUCUCCCCCCCUAUAUCCCUAGCCCCCCAUGCCUCCUCCAUCCCUAGCCCCAUGUGUCUCCCCCAUCCCUAUCCCUAGCCCCCAUGCCUCCCCCCAUCCCAAUGGGGGACAGACAUGGGGGGCUAGGGAUGGGGGGAGCCACGGAUGGGGCUAGGGAUGGGGGGAGGCAUGGCGGGAUAGGGAUGGGGGAGCCACAGGGGGCUAGGGAUGGGGGAGGCAUGGGGGGCUAGGGAUGGGGGAGACACGGGGGGACUAGGGAUGGGGGAGAGGCAUGGGCAGUUAGGGAUGGGGAACAAACACGGGGGUCUAGGUAAGGGGAAAAAUAGGGGGGCUAAGGAUGGGGGACAGACAUGAGGGGCUAGGGAUGUGGUGGGCAGACAGGCAUGAUUUAUUAGAAGAGGGUGCACUGUCCUCAGUGAUAAUUGUACUUCUGGGGGACAGUGACAGGAAUUAUUGUCACUUCUUGGAGACAUCACUAGGAAUUAAUAUCACUUCUUGGGAACAGUUAUGGGAAUUACUGUCACUUCUGGGGACAUUACUAGGAUUUGCAAUCACAUCCGGGGGCAUUCUCAGGAAUUACUGUCAUUUCUGGUGGCAUUCCCAGCAAUUACUGUCACUUAAGAGGGUCAUUACUCUUGCAUCCACUUAAUUAUGUAUUUUGUAAUGUAUAUUUAAAAACAGUUUGCAAAAGCUGCAGAUCUCUUGUCUGCUGCCUUUGUAAGCCCUCCCCUUCUAACCCCGCCUAGACUUUAUGUGGCUGUCCAAUCACAGACUUCCCAAUUCAGCAUAGUGAGUUAAACAACCAGGAAGAAACAGGGCUGGUUGUCUCUCUGACAGCCAGGGGGUGUUACAAGAUUAAUUCUAUUUCCUAUUUCUAUUGAAAUCUGUACUUUUUGUAAAAUGCAAAAAAUAGGACACCCUCUUCACACACAAAACUCUUCAACAAACUAAAGUGCUUUAGAGGUUUCACAGAGCUGGAAAACAAUAAGGUGCAGUACUUGUGCUGAGUUAACAUUUCCGCAUUGACAAUGUCUGUUUUGUCCAACCUGGACGACAUUGAUUAGCAGACAAAAAGACAAGGUGGUACAGAAGUCUCAAGGUGUGCACUGUUUUUAGUGUGGGUUGGGUAUUGUGAAUAAAAUAAUGAAAAAGCUUCGUAGUGACACAAGAGUGGAGAGUUGAACAGAAAUUGUAAGAUAUGUAUUAAGAAUGUGAUCUCAGUAGGAUGGCAAAGAGGAGUAGGAGAGCCCAGAUAUGCAUAUUAAGACAAACAAAGGAUGAAGUUGUGGACACAAACUGUUGAAUGUGUAAUUUGCUGGUAGCCUUCGGCAGGCAAGGUGUGUUGCUUGAGGAUAACAAUUAAUGUUCUAAUUUUGUUGGGUCAGGUUCUGCAUUUUUGUUUCUGAUUUUCUUGGAUAUAUAGUGACUAGAAUUUGGGUAAUUAGAACGAAAAUAAGUAACAGUGAGAGAGAAAUCAAAACAGAAUUAUUCACAAAAGUCUUCACUGUCAGGAAUUCAAAGCAAAUUUCACAUUUUAGGACAAACUGCAAACAGUUGACUUUUGGCUAUUAUAGCCUGCUACAUGUAAGAUUAUUAUUGAAUUUCCCAACUCAGUACUGAACUUAGUGCUGAUCUAGGUAUAGGACCUCGGUAUAGGUCUAUACCUAGCACUUUAGUACCAGGAAAACAAACUCAUUUUCCCGGCACUAUAGGGUCAUUAGGUCGCCCCCACCCUCAGGGCCACCCUCCCGCUGGGCUGAAGGGGUUAAAACCCCUUCAGCCACUUACCUUUCUCCAUGGCCGGGCUCCCUCUGUGCUGGGGAACUCUCCACCCCCUGCCGACGUCAGAUCCAAAUGCGGAUGCGCGGCAAGAGCCGCGCGCAUACAAACAGCCUAUAGGAAAGCAUUACUCAAUGCUUUCCUAUGGACGGCCAGCUUCUUCUCACUGUGAUUUUCACAGUGAGAGUCGCGGAAGCGCCUCUAGCGGCUGUCAGUGAGACAGCUACUAGAGGCUAUAUUAACCCUCAGUGAAACAAAGCAGUUUAUCUUAAACUGCUAUGUUUUCAGCUGCAGGGUUAAAACUAGAGGGACCUGGCACCCAGACCACUUCAUUGAGCUGAAGUGGUCUGGGUGCCUAUAGUGGUCCUUUAAUAUUAAAUAUAAUGUUUAUCUAGGUACUUUAGCAAUCAACUAGACCGACUUGAAGUUUUACUUAACUGUCAGCAUAACAUUAAAUUAACCAGCUUGAAAUGGGUAUAUACCAGGCUUUGACAUAACGUAUAAGUUUUAAAUUGAGUUGGAAAAUUCAGUUGCUGCUUCUGGGUAAGAUAACACCACGUUCCCCUUUUUAUCCUAUGUCUUUUGUAUUUUUAGCAAUACAGCUUCAACUCAGAUAAGAAAUUGUCAUGUGUCCUGCUCUGCAGACAAACCUGGAACCUGUGGUAUGUAAAUAAAUACAUUUACAUUUAAUCAACAAACAUUAGUUCUCAGUGUUUGCUAAAACAUCCUGCUAUUGGAAAAUGUCAUCCCACUUUAUAAUAAUGGUCUUGUUAGAGAAAAAUCUCCUAAUUUAUGCAAGAGAUGUAUCAAGGUGUGAAAAGUUUUAGCGUGUUAUGUCCUCAACAUCACUUGUAUUAAUGGGGUGCUGUGGAGAUUAUGUACUUAAAUGUUUAAAGGGACACACCACGCUCCAUCACUACAGUUAUCAUAAUGAUUAUGUUGCUAGGAAACUAUGGGUCUUUUGUUGUUUGUAAUUGGUUUGACAAAAAACAGGACUCAAAGCCCAAGUGUCUUUGUUUCAUCAAGUGGCCUCUAGCACCUUAAAAUAGUAUGAAAUCCUAUCUGAUAUACAAAAUGCGUGGUUGCACCAUACAGGUCUUUCUGGGCCCAUUAUCAUCCUUCACGAUAACAUUUGUGUAUAUGUUUGUACAUACGUAUAAUAAUAUAUGGAUCUUUAUGGGUUAUGUGAAAACAACUAUUUAGGUGAAUUAAUGGGUGUUUGGUUCAUGUACUUUGACUAUUAAUUUGCCCAACCAACCACUUGUGUCUACCCCAAAUCUGGCAGGCAAUGACCUAAGUUAUAUUUUAUACUCCCAUGCAAAUCACUUGACUCCAGCAGAUACUGAUCGCAUGUUUAUAGCGUUCUUUGGACCUAAUUCACCAGGUAACUGAGUUAGUGUCAAUUGCCCAACCCAUAAAAUAAAUAUUUUCCCUCUUGGGGAAUGAAAAGCCUCAGUCACUGCUAUGAUAAUACCAGUAGCUUUAUUCCAUAUAAACCAUGCCAAAAAGAUUGAUGAGGAAAGUAUACAGAGAGGAAACUGCAUAGAUCAGUGAUCACUUGGUGGUUUUUGAUUCAUUACAUUCACUGUUUAUUGAAUAAGUGCCUUACUGUUAUAGUUUUGUGAAUUGUAACAUGAGAAAACUAUUUUUUUACUCUUAUUUCUGUUUCAGAGCUUCACAGACCCUUAUGAAAAUUUUAUGCGUCACCACCUUCAGUAUUAUGGCUACUUUAGAGGUAAGGCUAAGUCAUCACUGGACUGGUCAUUAGCAUCAUGGGAGUAAUAUUGAACAAAACCUGUCACACCAUCACUGGACUGGUCAUUAGCAUCAUGGGAGUAAUGUCAAACAAAAUCUGUCACACCAUCACUGGACUAGUCAUUAGCAUCAUGGGAGUAAUGUCAAACAAAACCUGUCAUACCAUCACUGGACUGGUCAUUAGCAUCAUGGGAGUAAUGUCGAACAAAACCUGCCACACCAUCACUGGACUAGUCAUUAGCAUCAUGGGAGUAAUGUUGAACAAAACCUGUCACACCAUCACUGGACUGGUCAUUAGCAUCAUGGGAGUAAUGUCAAACAAAACCUGUCACACCAUCACUGGACUGGUCAUUAGCAUCAUGGGAGUAAUGUCAAACAAAACCUGCCACACCAUCACUGGACUGGCCAUUAGCAUCAUGGGAGUAAUGUCAAACAAAACCUGUCACACCAUCACUGGACUGGUCAUUAGCAUCAUGGGAGUAAUGUCAAACAAAACCUGCCACACCAUCACUGGACUGGCCAUUAGCAUCAUGGGAGUAAUGGCGAACAAAACCUGCCACACCAUCACUGGACUGGCCAUUAGCAUCAUGGGAGUAAUGGCGAACAAAACCUGUCAUACCAUCGCUGGACUGGUCAUUAGCAUCAUGGGAGUAAUGGCGAACAAAACCUGCCACACCAUCACUGGACUGGUCAUUAGCAUCAUGGGAGUAAUGGCAAACAAAACCUGUCACACCAUCACUGGACUGGCCAUUAGCAUCAUGGGAGUAAUGUCAAACAAAACCUGUCACACCAUCACUGGACUGGUCAUUAGCAUCAUGGGAGUAAUGUCAAACAAAACCUGCCACACCAUCACUGGACUGGUCAUUAGCAUCAUGGGAGUAAUGUCAAACAAAACCUGCCACACCAUCACUGGACUAGUCAUUAGCAUCAUGGGAGUAAUGGCAAACAAAACCUGCCACACCAUCACUGGACUGGUCAUUAGCAUCAUGGGAGUAAUGGCGAACAAAACCUGUCACACCAUCACUGGACUGGUCAUUAGCAUCAUGGGAGUAAUGUCAAACAAAACCUGUCACACCAUCACUGGACUGGUCAUUAGCAUCAUGGGAGUAAUGUCAAACAAAACCUGUCACACCAUCACUGGACUGGUCAUUAGCAUCAUGGGAGUAAUGGCGAACAAAACCUGUCACACCAUCACUGGACUAGUCAUUAGCAUCAUGGGAGUAAUGGCGAACAAAACCUGCCACACCAUCACUGGACUGGUCAUUAGCCUCAUGGGAGUAAUGUCAAACAAAACCUGUCACACCAUCACUGGACUAGUCAUUAGCAUCAUGGGAGUAAUGUCAAACAAAACCUGUCACACCAUCACUGGACUGGUCAUUAGCAUCAUGGGAGUAAUGUCAAACAAAACCUGUCACACCAUCGCUGGACUGGUCAUUAGCAUCAUGGGAGUAAUGUCAAACAAAACCUGCCACACCAUCGCUGAACUGAUGGUAUGGCAGAUUUUCUAUACUCGGCAUAUACAUUUUAAUAGACAUCUGUGGUCAUGCGGCAAGAUUUUACAGAUAACUCAUAAUCCAUGUUGCCUUAUCUGAGAAACUGUGUACUGUAGAGGAUAGGAUAGGAUGUCUCCUGCUGUAAUCGAGAUAUACUUUACAUACACCACUAACAGGAGAGGUAGUCUGAGUACACCUAAAAAGUCAAAGAUCACAUUUUUUGAUCUUUCAUUUAGUGCCCAUCUCUCCACUUUAUAUUAGGACAUUUAUGAAAUUAUACAGAAGAACUGCAUUAAUUGAACUGUUGUCCUUUAAAAUGCAUCUAUAUUUAGGUGUUAUCUGAUUGCUGUAUUAAUGGUCUACAAAUAUUGUCAAGAAAUCUGUAAAGUGAUCAAAGUCGUCUAUAACCGAUCUAUUUAGGAAAAUAUGUGGGAAUUGAGCAGCUCAGGAAAUCAUUGGAGCUAUAUAAAUAAUAGUAAUUGUAAUAAUAAUAAUAUACUUUUAGCUUCAUUUUUAUUGAAGUGCAUUUCAGCAGUAUUGAGAUUGACUUUUUAAAUGGUUAAAUGAAGAAACACCAUUUAUUGUGCGAACAGAAAAAUCUGAAUUGUUAUUGAUUAACCAAAAUAACAGUAGCGGUAAUUUGUGUUUUUCCUGCAGGGCUGAAAGCUAAAGAUGACAGUGUCCUGUUAAAGACAGCUCCACGACAACGCAGACCCACAGAGGAGGCUGAAAGUGACUCCGAGCGGGAGUCUUCUCUAGACGAUCAGAAAAAACUCAUUUGUGUGUAUGGCAGGCGGAAUAAGUAGCAUGUUAUAGACAUCUAUGCAUUUACUACAUUUGCAAUUGCAGGGAAUCUGACCAGGGAAUUUCAUAUCCCAGUCCAUAAUAAGUGAUCUAGGUGGCUGAGUUGGGGAUUUAUUUACAAUGUGUUUCAUUUGGAGAUAGCUUGUAGUCAUACAGAAUAAACAGUUCCAUUAUUUUAGAAAAUGUAUGCAUGAGUGUGCAGCCCUGACAUUAGGGAGACUGUAUCCAAGGAUGGAAUGGUGCCCCUCUCAUCAAAAACUCUUAUUUUCCAUUAAAGGAACACUGAAAUAAAAUGGGUAAUUUAUUUUUCAUGUUUUCUGUGGGGGUAUGUUAAAUCAUGGUUUGCAAUAGCUGCAGCUACUGCAAGCCCUCCCCUUCCUCCCCAGUACAGACCUUUUGUGGCUCUCCAAUCACAGUCUUUGCAAAACAGGUGACUUGAAAUAUUUUCUGUUUCUUGAGUUUAGCUUCACUGAGCUAAACAACCAGGAAGUAACAUGAUUGGCAGGUGGGAGGUGGAGCCAGUUUAAUGUAUAUAAGUUCUGAUUUUAAUUCUAAAAAAAAACGCAUUCUGUAUGUGUUUGAAUUGCUAGUUUAGUCCAUCCAUUACAUUUUUCAUUAGAUAUUUCCUUAUUUGGUGAAUUGUUUGAAUGAUAUAUCAAUAUAUAUGUUGGACAUCUGGAGACCUUCAUGUUGCUGUCUAUUCAUAUUUACCCUAUUUGCAUGUCAACCUUUUUUAAGUGCACCUGUCAUCCCAAUAUAAUUUGGUAUCACUUUAAAGAGCAUGACAUUUCAUCACAUUUACACUCUGCUAGUCAAAGAAAAAUGAACAUUUUCAUGCUUUGACCUUCUUUUGAUAUAGCGGUAAGGUUUACGAGGGCUACUGAGGUUUUAUGGGAUAUAAAAUGUAAUACAUUACUUUCUGGCAUAAUGCAUUGACUGUAUUUUUCUUGUAGACUCUCUGUUGCUGGAGGGAUCCCUUUUUAAGAGUAAACAAAUUGUAUUUGAUAACCAAGAAGGACAGGUCAUCCCACGUCUUAAAGAACCCCGGGAUUUAUUUAAUUCUUCCAUACAAAGUGGUGUGCAAACCCCACGGUGGCCAAAGGAAUGCGAUGUUAUCAAAAAAGCUAUCACCCAUAUUGGUAAGAGCCUGGUACAGUAAAAGUAAACCAGUAAACCUGUCCUCAGUAUAUACCACAAGGCGUAACUACCUGCUGCUGACUUAUAUUAAAAACUGCUGAAUAGUGUUCUCGUACUAGCAUGGGCGUCCGCAGGGGGGGCAAGAGGGGGCACUUGCCCCCCCCUGGAUUUUUCAGCUUGUUCUGCUAUUUUUCGUGUGAGAUUUAAAAUGAACUGCAAGUAGGUGGCGCUGUGUAUGGAGAGAGACAGGGAUAGGAAGCUGCAUCUUAUCCCUGCUUCUCUCUGCUGAUUGAAACCGCAGGGGAACAACACAUGCAGCCAGAGACAGCCUACAGAUCAGGGGAGUGGGGGAUGGGGGGGAGGGUUUGAGAGGGGGGCAGCAGCCUAUAGAUUUGGGGGGCAGCAGCAGAUAGAUUUGGGGGCAGCAGCCUGGAUUUGAGGCGCAGCAGCUUCUUUGGGUGAGGGGGGCAGCAGCCCAUGGAGUGGAGGGCAGCAGCCUUUGGAAUUUGAGGGCAGCAGCCUUAGAUUUGAGGCAGCAGCAGCCUUUGGGGGAGGGCAGCAGCCUUUUAGAUUUGAGGCAGCAGCAGCCUUGCUUUAGAUUGGGGGCAGCAGCCCAUAGAUUUGGGGAGUGCAGCAGCCCAUGAUUUGGGAGGGGCAGCAGCCUAUAGAUUUUGGGGGAGGCAGCAGCAGAUAGGUUAGGGGCAGCAGCCCAUAGGAUUUGAGGGGAAGCGGCAGCAGCCUUUGGAUUUGAGGGGGUGCAGCAGCCCAUAGAUUUGGGGAGGGGCAGCAACCUUUAAUUUGAGGCAGCAGCCUUAGAAUUUGAGGGCAGCAGCAGCCUUUAGAUUUGAGGGCAGCAGCCUUUAGAUUUGAGGGCAGCAGCAGCCUUUGGAUUUGAGGCAGCAGCCCAUGGGUGGGGGCAGCAGCCCAUUUUGGGAGGGGCAGCAGCCUAUAGAUUUGGGGGAGAAGCAGCAGCAUUUAGAUUUGGGGCAGCAGCCCAUAGAUUUAGGGAGGGGGGCAGCAGCCCAUAGAUUUGGGGAGGGUGGCAGCAGCCUAUAGAUUUGAGGGCAGCAGCAGCCUUUAGAUUUGAGGGCAGCAGCAGCCUUUAGAUUUGGGGGCAGCAGGAUUUGGGGAGGGGCAGCAGCCUAUAGAUUUGGGGGCAGCAGAUUUGGGGGGGUGAGAGCAGCCCAUAGAUUGAGGGGGGCAGCAGCCUUUAGAUUUGGGGGCAGCAGCCCAUAGAUUUGGGGGGGGCAGCAGCCCAUAGAUUUGGGGAGGGGGGCAGCAGCCUAUAGAUUUGGGGGUGCAGCAGCCUAUAGAUAUAUAGAAAUGAACAGGAAGGGUCAGCAAGGAGCUGGAAGGUAAAGCAGCACAAAGGUAAAGUAGAAGGAGCAGAAAGGGUCAGAAAUGAGCUGGAAGGGGCAGAAGGAGCACAAACAUAAAGUAGGAGAAUGAGCAGGAAGGGCCUGCAAGGAGCACAAAGGGACAGCAAGGAGCACAAAGGUAAAGGAGCAGAAAGAAUCAGAAGGAGCACAAAGGUAAAGUGCCUGGCAGGGAAACGCUGGACCUUCUCAUCUCCAAAGGUAAAAAAAUAUAGGUGUUAAUGUGUUCACUUUUAUUUACUGAGUGUCAGGAAGCACAGAGUGCCGUUGGGUAGGUGUGUUGCUGAUUGGCUAGAGCGGUCAGCUGGCACUCUAAGCCAAUCAGUAGCUCCCCAUUCAUAAAAAAGUAAAAAUAUUUUAUGAACCGGGAACUAGCGAUUGGCUUAGAGCGUCAACUGACCACUCUAGCCAAUCAGCGGCACCCAUGCCUGACGUCAAUCUGCACUUCCUGACACUCUGUUUCAGAAGCCAAAUACCACUGAGCGACCUGGAGCUGGAGGAAGCCUUUGGGGUUAAACCAUUUGAGAGCGAUUUAACCCCUUAAAGGAAAGCGAGCACCCAGGGGCUUCCUGGCAUCAUAGCAUUUUCAUUUAGGUGAAGUUGUUAUGGUGACCAGAAAUGUCCUUUAAUUUGCUUAAAGGAACACUAUAGUGUCAGGAAUACAAACAUAUAUUCCUGACACCAUAGUUGUGAAAACGCUAUUCACCCUGGCUUUAUGUGAUAAUGGCUAUGCCCCUUCCCUUUCAUGACACUGUCAAAAAGGUACCAAGCAUGGAUGUCAUUACAAUUAUGCCCCCCCCUGGAAAAAUUCCUGCGGACGCCCAUGCGUACUAGAUUCCUUUAACUUACAGGAUGUUUCCAAACCAUCAGUGCUAUUAGUAAGGACUUUAUACUCUCACAUUUGUUGAUUAAGGUGCUUUGGUUUGCAGACUAUUUUUGUAAUUGCAUAAUAUCAGGGUGGUUCAUUAAAGUGUGAAUCUUCCAGAAUUGACCAGGUAAUUUUAUAUUAGAGGCCCAGAUAGCUGAAGUGAAAAUAAAGAGUUUCUUUUUCUAAUUCAGCUACUGUGGCCUAAAAAAAAACACUGCUCAGUGUGGAGUAACAUAGAAACAUAGAAUGUGACGGCAGAUAAGAACCAUUUGGCCCAUCUAGUCUGCCCAGUUUUCUAAAUACUUUCAUUAGUCCCCGGCCUCAUCUUAUAGUUAGGAUAGCCUUAUGCCUAUCCCACGCAUGCUUAAACUCCUUUACUGAGUUAACCUCUACCACUUCAGCUGGAAGGCUAUUCCAUGCAUCCACUACCCUCUCAGUAAAGUAAUACUUCCUGAUAUUAUUUUUAAACCUUUGCCCCUCUAAUUUAAGACUAUAUCCUCUUGUUGUGGUAGUUUUUCUUCUCCUUUACUGUGUUGAUUCCCUUUAUGUAUUUCAAUGUUUCUAUCAUAUCCCCCCGUCGCGUCUUUCCUCCAAGCUAUACAUGUUAAGAUCCUUUAACCUUUCCUGGUAAGUUUUAUCCCGCAAUCCAUGAACCAGUUUAGUAGCCCUUCUCUGAACUCUCUCUAAGGUAUCAAUAUCCUUCUGAAGAUACGGUCUCCAGUACUGUGUACAAUACUCCAAGUGAGGUCUCACCAGUGUUCUGUACAAUGGCAUGAACACUUUCUUCUUUCUACUGCUAAUACCUCUCCCUAUACAACCAAGCAUUCUGCUAGCGUUUCCUGCUGCUCUAUUACAUUGUCUGCCUACCUAUAAUAAAAACCCCUAAAUCCCUUUCCUCAGAUGUUGAGGUUAGGACUCUAUGUAGUUCAGUAUGUAGUUCAGCAAACAGCAGUAUAUUCCUUCGUGAAAAUAAAAGAAUCAAAUACAGUGAGGGAAAAAAGUAUUUGAUCACCUGCUGAUUUUGAACGUUACUGGCAAAGAAAUUAUCAAUCUAUAAUUUUAAUGGUAGGUGUAUUAAAACAGUGAGAGACAGAAUAACAAGAAAAACACAUGUCAAAAAAGUUAUAAAUUGAUUUGCAUGUCUAUGAGUGAAAUAAGUAUUUGAUCCCCUAUCAAUCAUCAAGAUUUCUGGCUCACAGGUGUCUUUUAGACAGGUAACGAGCUGAGAUUAGGAGCACUCUCUUAAAGCUCCUAAUCUCAGCUUGUUACCUGUAUUAAAGACACCUGUUCACAGAAGCAAUCAAUCAAAUUCCAAACUCUCCACCAUGGCCAAGACCAAAGAGCUGUCCAAGGAUGUCAGGAACAAGAUUGUAGACGUACACAAGGCUGGAAUGGGCUGCAAGACCAUCGCCAAGCACCUUGGUGAGAAGGUGACAACAGUUGGUGCAAUUAUUCGCAAAUGGAAGAAACACAAAAUAACUGUCAGUGUCUCUUGGUCUGGUGCUCCAUGCAAGAUCUCACCUCGUGGAGAUUUAAUGAUCAUGAGAACGGUGAGGAAUCAGCCCAGAACUACACGGGAGGAUCUUGUUAAUGAUCUCAAGGCAACUGGGACCAUAGUCACCAAGAAAACAAUUGGUAACGCACUACACCAUGAAGGACUGAAGUCCUGCAGCACCCGCAAGGCCCCCCUGCUUAAGAAAGCACAUGUACAGGUCUGUCUGAAGUUUGCCAAUGAACAUCUGAAUGAUUCAGAGGAGAACUGGGUGAAAGUGUUGUGGUCAGAUGAGACCAAAAUCAAGCUCUUUGGCAUCAACUCAACUGGCCGUGUCUGGAGGAGGAAGAAGGCGGACCCCAAGAACAUCAUCCCCACCAUCAAACAUGGAUGUGGAAACAUUAUGCUUUGGGGUGUUUUUCUGCUUAGGGGACAGGACAACUUCACUGCAUCAAAGGGACGAUGGACGGGGCCAUGUACCGUCAAAUCUUGGGUGAGAACCUCCUUCCCUCAGCCAGAGCUUAAAAAAAAUGGGUUGUGGAUGGGUAUUCCUGCAUGACAAUGACCCAAAACACACAGCCAAGGCAACAAAGGAGUGGCUCAAGAAAAAGCACAUUAAGGUCCUAGAGUGGCCUAGCCAGUCUCCAGACCUUAAUCCCAUAGAAAAUCUGUGGAGGGAGCUGAAGGUUCCAGUUGCCAAAUGUCAGCCUCAAAAUCUUAAUGACUUGGUCAGGAACUGCAAAUAGGACCUGGUGGCCAACUACAAGAAAAGUCUGACCUCUGUGAUUGCCAACAAGGGUUUUUCCACUAAGUACUAAGUCGAAGGGGUCAAAUACUUAUUUCACUCAUUGACAUGCAAAUCAAUUUAUAACUUUUUUGACGUGUUUUUCUGGAUUAUUUUUUUGUUAUUCUGUCUCUCACUGUUAAAAUACACCUACCAUUAACAUUAUAGACUGAUCAUUUCUUUGUCAGUGGGCAAACUUUCAAAAUCAGCAGGGGAGCAAAUACUUUUUUCCCUCACUGUACUACAAACCCAAAACAAGCCAUAUCUCAGCAACUUUACUCAUGAACAUAUUAAAAAGGACAGACCAUCCCCAUGGAACACCACUUGUAAUUAUAUUUUCUCUGAAAGCCCAUCAAAAGUCUUGUAAUCAUUUAAUAAACUGUAAAUCAACAAGAAAAGUGCAAAUAUUGAUUCACUUAUAUGAAAGAUCCUGUUGCUCUUGGAGUAAAUUGUGUUUCAUUGUGAAAGUCCACAACAAAAUAUUGUAAAAAUGAAAUGAUGUAUUCCAUUCUUUAAAAGGCAUAUACAGUGGAGGAGUCAAAACCAGGAAGGUCAUGAAAUGUCUUACAUGUUGUAGGUCUAUUCUCUCUUACUCCUAACAUUGCAGUGUGCCUACCCCUACAUUCCACACACAUGUCCCAAACACUCUCUGUGGGACAUAUUCAUUUGAACUUAUCAGCUUUUAGAAGAAAUGGGAAAUUCCAAAAAUUGUGCAUAGAUGGAGUUUAAGGAUAAUGUGAAUGGCAGGAACUGGGACCUUUCACAAUGGGUUUUCAGAUUAGCCAUGUUUCUCAAGGCAGCAUAUUACGUGAUCGUGGACUUACACGGGCCUACUGGAUUGUAUUGUUUACUUAUAUAAGUUUAUUGUGUCGUGUCCUUCUUCAGAAUGGGAUCCACCAGACCCAGAGGUUUUCUACAAGCCCACUGGGAAAGAACAAAUGCCGCAGGGAACUUCCGAUGGAAAUGGAAAAGUUGUAUAUGAAAUCAAACAAGGUAAUCACAAUGACUUCUAGACACACGUUGUACAGAGCAAUAAUGAUGUGCAAUGUGGAAUCUGCUUAGUGUAAAAUAGUUGGGAUCUUUUGGGUUGUGUGUGGCUUUGUUUAGAUUGUGAAGAACAAACAUUAUGACAGAAAACAUGGCUUUUUAGUCAAGACGUUUUAAUUCAGUUACAUGACUGUCUGGUAGAAAGCAUUAUUAUAGGUAGGAGUAGCUCAUUAACACAUUGAUGUCAUUUCAGCUUAUAAGGGAUCCUACUUCAUUGGCUCACGGACAGGGGGGCGCCCCUGUGCCACCAAUGCACCUUGCGGCAGUUUUAAUGCACAGACUAACAACGACCUGCAGUUUGAAUCUCGAUUUGAAAGUGGGAACCUGCAGAAAGCCAUGAAAGUGUAAGUAUUUAGAAGUCGCAUGAGCAUAGAUUUGUGUAGCUUUUUCUUAGAUCGUGUCUUUAAUUGUCUCUGUCUGUUUCUAAUCCAUUAGACUGUGUUUAUUUUACUAUAAUAUCAUUAUACUAAUCAUCCCAUGAGCUGAGAAUGAAAAAUAAUAUUGAAUUUAGGUUAAUGACCUAUUAUAUAACCCUGUGGAAUAUGUUCGUGUUGCACCUGUAAAAAAUGCAUUAAUAACUCAUUGCAAAAUUAAUUAUACCUGCAGAAUGUAAUGUUUGCUACGUUUCCUGUCAUUGGCCAAUAUUGUCAGAAAGAGGUGAUUUAGGAUUUUAUUUACCAAACCUGUAAUUUUGCAAUUCAUUUUUAACAAGCUUCAAAAUCUGUUUAGUAAAAUCUGUGAAUGUAAAAACAUAUGAAGAGAUUUGGGGUAUGUAUCACUUCCCAUUUUUAGUUUUUUUUAUUAUAGUUCCUGUUAUUUGUUCUCUUGGUACAGGGGGGUAAAUGAAUAUGAGCUAACGUUACGCACUGAUCUCUACACUAGCAAACACACCCAGUGGUUUUACUUCCAGGUGAAAAACAUGAGGAAAGGUGUACCAUACCGAUUCACAAUCACCAACUUGAUGAAAAGUAACAGCCUAUACAAUGCAGGCCUCAAGCCUUUACUAUAUUCUGAACAGGAAGCCUUGCUCCAUGGCAUAGGCUGGAGGAGAGAAGGCAAUGACAUAAAGUACUAUAAGAGCUCAGGAAUCCAAGAUGGCAAUGCAUUGUAUCGUUUGACGUGGACUUUUGAAUUCCAACACGAUGAUGACACUUGUUAUUUUGCUCACUGUUACCCAUAUACUUACUCAGACCUACAGAGGGAUCUUCACAGUGUGGCCAAUGACCCCAUACGUUCUCAGUAUUGCAAGCUUCGAGCUCUCUGUAGGAGCUUAGCUGGGAAUACAGUCUAUCUGCUCACCAUUACUUCUCCCUCUUCAAAACUUAUGGCAGCUGCCAAGAAGAAAGCAGUGGUGGUGACGGCAAGAGUCCACCCUGGAGAGACCAACGGGUCCUGGAUGAUGAAAGGUUUCUUGGAUUUUCUUCUGAGUGGCUCUCCGGACGCUGAGCUCUUGAGGGAUACAUUUAUCUUCAAGGUAGUCCCCAUGCUGAACCCUGAUGGGGUUAUAGUUGGAAAUUAUCGCUGCUCUUUAACCGGGAGAGACCUGAACAGGAACUAUAGAAGCAUGCUGAAGGAUUCCUUCCCCUGCAUUUGGCACACGCAGACCAUGAUUAAACGGUAAGGUUUGUUAAACUGCAGCCUUCCACGUGUGUUUAUGGACCGCAACUUGCAUUGUUUACACUAAACCCCAGAUUGCCUGCCCAUCUUUAAAAUACAUAUCUUUUUGGGGAGCAGGAGUCCAAUUCCUUGAGAUUCUGUGUUAGGGAGAGAAGAGACCACUCUGUCUCUCAUUGCUUGUUUAGUGAUGCUCACUAUGUUAUUGAAUGAAUGACAUCUUAAACAGAGCCCAGAUUAAUUUCUACAAAGCUAGCUGUGAGGUCUCCCUGGUCCACACACUGGGCUCAAAGCUGCCUAUCACAGCUGUAGCCGAGACAGCAAUACAUGGUACGUUAAAAAGGAACUGAAAGCAUUUUAACUUAUGAAAAAGAUUUCAAGUUAAUGGGGUACUUUUGCCCAUUUGUACCCAUUAUAUAUUUUGCUGUCUUUAUACUGCCUUUCUAGUCUGUUUACUAAAGGCUUUAUGUUUUCUCAAAAUGUGCCGAUUAUUUGAUAUGAUUAACAAAAGAGCGACUCUUUCUGUGUUGAACUACCAAAAAAAUAUAAAUUACCACCCCCUCCCUCCCCCCAAAAAAGCAAAUAACAAAAUCCAGUCAGGUCUGUCUAAUUGUAGAUUGCUGAUAAAACUUUUUGGUUUGGGCUGAAAUUUCCUAAAAAAACUGUCUAGAAAAGCUUUCUCCGGGGUAGAAUACUGAAAAUGAUCCCAAUACAUUGGGGUUUCAUUCACUAAACUCCGGACUGUAACACAUUGAGAAGCGAAUGGUAAAACUCAGGCAGUAAUAAUCAAACCUUGUCUUAAGGUACAUUGGGGACAUUUUCUAUAUCAGCUAUUUUUGCCUUUUAGAUAUCGAUUAGCUACAAUUUGGAGUUUAGUGAACGUAUAGAUAUAAAAACUUCCAUUGUAAGUGGUUUUUCACUGUAUUUCAUUUCCAUUCAAUAUGUUGACAUUGGAGCUCAGCUAAUUGUGUGAAAUAAAUGAAAGUGCUUUUCAUUGUUCAUUCGGUUUCUCUUUGCCAUUCAGGCUCGUAGCCGAGCGAGAAGUUCUCCUGUAUUGUGAUUUUCAUGGACACAGUCGUAGGAGCAAUGUCUUCAUGUAUGGCUGUAACAACAAGGGUCCACCAGAAACAAAACUUCACGAGAGAGUGUUCCCACUAAUGCUGAGUAAAAAUGCCCCUGACAAGGUACAGAGCAGAGAAUCCAUUUUAUUUUAUUCAUCAUUAUGCAUUGAAACGAUGGUUACUCAGACUUGUGUACAAACAGAACCUGCUGAUUGGCCGACAUUAUUACAUUAUGAAGUUCUAACUUAUUUUAAUGUAGAACAAAGCAUAGAGUAUAAGGUCUACAGGCUAGUCAUAGCUAUGCCUUUAUAUACUGUAUGUUUACAGGGAUACGGCAGACACCAGUUUAACCUAACAAGUUACAUAGCCCUUCUGUAUGACACAAGAAUUUGCUGCAGUCCUUCCGAUCACCUGCCUUGUCACCUGGUGUUGUUUGGACUGAGGGAAGGUGCUGUACAAUUAUUAUCUUCACUUUCAAGAGUUUCAGUGCAUUUCAGCCCAUACACAAGUGUGUCUGUAGCUCUCAGCAGAUGGGCAGUCCUGAUUGAUUGCUUCACUAUACAAUCAGUCAUGCUGACAUUCAUGUGCACCGGGAUAAUACACCCCCUCCCGGUAUCAGACCUGCCGAAGUUGCCUGGUCUCCAGCUCUAAAAAGCAUUCUGUAUCUCCCUCCUGACCCGCCAUGCACUAUCAAUAAGCACAGAAAACCGUUAUGAGAGUAAAUAACAAUUUAGUUGGUUCUUCACCCAACAAUAUGGAAGAAGAGAAAAAACAAAGAAUAAAGCACUCCAUGGAUCGCAGUGGUAAAGGGCAAUAUAGAUUUUUUUUUUAAUCCUUAAAAUACAUGACACAACAGAGAGAAAGUGGCACUUACGCAUUUGAGUAUGAUGAAUAAGUGCCACAUUAGGCAAACAAUGUGUGGGCAUUUGAGUUUUGUGUGCUCUCUCUCUGUUGUGUCAUGUAUUUUAGCUGAUUAUUAAAACGUUUUUUUCUGCAUUCCAUUUUUUAUGGAUCCUUUGUUCAGGUUUUUUUCCCCUCUAACUAAAUUCUUAAUUGACUGUUGUGGAGUGUCAGCCCCGGUCCUUAAACUCAUGGACACCCGGCUCCAUCGACCUGAUUUUGAUUAAAUUUAAUGUUGAAGAAUGCAAAGUUAUGCACUUUGGGGUAAAUAAUUCACAAACACCUUAUACCCUAAGUGGCAGUGAAUUAGGGAUAACAACACACAAGAAGGAUUUAGGAAUUGUUAUAGACAACAAAGUAGGCAGCAAUAUGCAAUGCCAGUCAGAUGUUGCUAAGGCCAGUAAGUUAUUGUCAUCUAUAAAAAGGGGCAUUCAUUCUCAGAAUGAAAAUAUAAUUUUGCCUCUUUUAAAUCACUGGUAAGACCACACCUUGAAUAUUUUGUGCAAUUUUGGGCACCUGUUCUAAAGAAGGAUAUUAUGACACUAGAAAAAGUGCAGAGACGGGCUACAAAAUUGAUAAAAGGAAUGGAGCAUUUUAGUUAUAAAGAAAGAUUAACAACUUUAAAUCUCUUUAGUUUGGGAAAAACAUGCAUCAGAGGGGAUAUGAUAGCAAUAUACAAAUAUAUUCGGGGCCAAUACAAACCAUUAUCUGGAAAUCCAUUCAUAAACAGGAUUGUACAUAGGACACAAGAUCACAGAUUUAGACUGGAAGAAAGGAGAUUUAGCCUAAAACAAAGGCUUUUUUUCUUUUUUCCUAGUUUGUUGCAAAAUUGGAAGCGCUUUAAACUGGGUGUUUGCUUUCUUUUGGAUCAGCAGCAAAAACAAAUGUGAGGCUGAACUUGAUAUACACAUGUCUCUUUUCAGCUAUGUAACCUGAGAUUUUAUCAGAGAUGGAAAUCCUUCAUCUGUACCAUUGUGUGUCCCAUAACAUAGGCCCUCUUCUAGUGAUUGACUCUUCUCUGUCUGUCUCUGCUGUCAUGUUUGAAGUGUUGAUAUGUUCCUUCUUUCUCAGUUUUUAUUCAAGGGCUGUAAGUUUAAAGUACAAAAAAGCAAAGAAGGAACAGGGAGGAUUGUAAUGUGGAGAAAGGGAAUCGUGAAUAGUUACACCAUGGAGUCAACGUUUGGAGGAUCUACCCUAGGUUAGUAGCCCACUCUGUGAAUUUCAGUCAUGUAGACUGCCAAAUAGAUAUCGUGGCAAACAACUUGUAAUCACCAGAUGUUCUUUGACUUACACUCACAUUGAUUCCAAUCAAUAAAUUCUGUAGCAGAUGAAUUCAGUAAUUCUUUGUCUACAUUGGCAGGUUCAUAGGAAAAGCAGGAUAUUUUCUGCUCAGUUUAUUAAAUCAAACAGUGGCACAUUGAGCACAGAAAAUAUUUUUUUUGGGGGGAGAGGGGACUUUCUUUGUGGUGCACAUGUUAAACCUUGCAGUAUUCUAUAGGUAAACUUCUACACUAUCACAGGGCAAGGAUAUAGACCUAUUAAAGCUAACUAAUCUCAACAUUUUAUAUAUAAAGAAGAAAAACAACAACAUAUGUUCAAAUAUCAUAAACUGUGAUAUACAAAAAGACCUCGAGGUGUCACAUUAAGUCAGUAUAUGUACAAUUGGACAAUUAACUCUCAUUGAUGGGUGGUGUGGUACUUGGAUUUGCUAGUGGCUAAUCAGCCCUUUCUACCAUGAAUAGAAGAACUCUUCUAACGCAUCUUUUGCAUCUCACCGGGCUACUCUCAGCACAUUUUGUUUGGUUUUAGAGUAUAUGAAAAAUUGAUGACUAAAAAUGAGUCUGAUUACAUUUUAAUCACCUCAGUCACUGACAAGUUACAUGUGUGCAAAGCCUCUUAACUCCUUAAUGACCAAUGAUGUGCAAUGUAUGUUAUGCUAUUGUGGUAUUUACUUAACCCAAAUUGAGAAUAAUUCAGCAUCAGUGAGAUUGGGGUGAAAACAAAUCUAAUAGCCAGCACUGUAAUGUACAGAAGAAUUGGUUACCAGAUCUCUAAUAAUAAGUGGGGGCUUAGAGUAGCUCCUUCUGUGUGGCAAACUAACACUCCUCCAUUACUAGGAAUUCAUGUUCCAGGGUUUUAUAUUAUGCCUGAUGGUUUUAAUUUGAAUAUACUCUAUAACCAGCGACCCCAUGCGAUGCACGUUUCUAUAGUAAUAAUUUAUGCUUAUUUUAUUACAGGCAAUAGAAAAGGCACCCAUUUCAGUGCCGCCGAUCUAAAAUCCAUGGGCCAUCACUUUUGUGACACAUUGCUGGACUACUGUGAUCCUGACAACACCAAGGUAACGGCAUAUUACAAGAAUUACCGACAUAGAUCCUCUGUUGUGUAGUACAUUUAUAACACACUCUGUAUUGCUUUUUAUGCAAAUGUAUUUCCAGAGAGAUUCUGUAUUGUAUGGAGAACCAUAGCAAGGAACAAGUGUCCAUUGCCUGCAUUUAUUUUUCUGCCACCAUCUUCACCUAUUCAUGUCCUCUGUAUGUCACAUUCAUUAUGUGUCUUAGGGAUGUGAGGUAGAGGGGAGAGAUCCAAUCCCUGGUGUAUGUAGCACUGUGCACAGAUCCCCAAGCACUUUAUCUGCCUUUAAAAUGUAUGGAUUCAGGGUCACCAUUUCGCCCCCAGUGACCUGUCCUGGUGUAAGUUCAUUUCCCCUGCUCUCCCCUGCAGUUCAAGCUGUGUGUGUCUGAACUCCAGAGCUUAGUGGAAGAAGAAAUAAGGGAGAAGCUGAAGCGACUUGGACGUGGUGUGGAUUCCGAUAUCACUCUGAGCGAUAUCUCAUUGUCAGAUCUUGAAUCCAGGUGAGCAGUGCACACCUUCAGGCAAACAGGGGUGAGAAUGCCACACUUAUCUUCCUUCCCACAGAUUAUAAAUUAUUCACUUUCGUACUUUGCUUUGGUUGACUUGGUGUUUUGCCCCAGUAAUGCUCUGCGCUUAAAAGCAUAUUCAUGAAAAAAGAACUAAAAGGUACACUCCAGACCCCUAAAGCACUUUAGCUUGCUGAAAAACUUUGUGUGAAGAGCGUGUCCUCUUUUCAUUUUACAAAAUUAUUUCAAUAGAAAAUGUAUAUAAAUUAACCUGGUAACACCCCCCCCCUGACUGUCAAUCAGACAACAGGUCCAGUUACUUCCUGGUUUGGUUAACUCAGUGGAGAUACUCAGAGCAUCUGCUUGGCAAAGACUAAACAGUGACUAGGACACUGUAGCGUUAGGCAUGUACAUUUAUUACUCAUUUAUUCACGGGUAUUCCUCUAGUGUUUCUUUAAAGAUUUAAGACGGUAACUUGUUUAUAUUUCUCCAGUAAAAGUGGACAACCUCGUACUAGCUAGAGAGCAUGGCAGACUUGUCUGGGGACAUAUUAAUAGUGGCUACCAGUUUUUGCUAUGUAUUGUGAACCGAACACCCUCUGAUUCAUAAUCAGUUUGUUUACAAUGAACUGACAGUCUACUGUUAUUUACUGCCCGUUGUAACAGCACACUCUUAUUCUGAUUGUUGACACAUAUUCACUUAUUAUUCAACUUCUAUCAUUAAUACAGCACAGGAGGAUCCAACAGUUCGGAAUCAGAUGGACUUCCAGCUCAUUUACUUCAUAUUGCAGAAAAGGUGAGUUGCAACAAGGCUUGAAGGAUGAGCCUAGGUCAGCCAAACGCACCAAAAUAUUGUUUAGAACUGGAGGGGGUGCCAGUUCACUCCUGGCACUAUAACCACUACAUAAAUCUGUAGUUGUUAUGGUGCUUGGAGUGUUCCCUUACUCUAUACAUUUCACUAUUUUCUAAUGUUGCCGUUUUUUUGUUAACACCAAUCAGGAACCUCUCAUCCCAUUAUCCUCUGACCAUUAGAGAUAUAUGGGAUAUGUAGUUUUCUACUCCCCUUCUCUCCUUUCCCCCAGAAGCUAGCAGAUAUCUGUGCCGUCCUGGUCACUUGAAUGAUGUGUGUUGAAUAUCCUGUGCAUUCUCCAGUUCUGUCUCACUCUGUCUCCCACUGUUUAAAUGGUGAAGUUUUGGCCAAUCCUUGCUUCAUUCAAUAUGAGGUGUGGUAAUUCACUCUUAUAUUAUGAAUCAAAAUAAACUUUUUUACUCUUCGCAAAAAUGGAGUGUCUUUUUCCCACACGUUCUAUUGUUAUUUUUCUUGUAUUUAUAAAACUUGAUUUGGGCACUUUUCCAUUGAAUGUGGUGCCAUCUGUGUAUUUCAUAAAAAAUAUGGAAUUUGCACAUAGUGCAUAGCAUAAAAGAACUUUAAAGGGACACUAUAGUUACCAAAGCAAGUUUAGCUUAAUGAAGCCGUUUUGGUGUAUAGAUCAUGCCCCUGCAGUUUCACUGUUCAAUUCUCUGCAAUUUAGGAGUUAAAUCACUUUGUUUAUGCAGCCUUAGCCACACCUCUCUGUGUGUGACUUGCACAUCCUUCCUAAACACUUCCUGUAAAAAGAGAUCUAAUGUUUAAUCUUCCUUUAUUGCCCAGUCUGUUUAAUUUGGAAUUUCCUUUCUCCUGCUCUGUUAAUAUCUUGCUAGACCCUGCAGGAGCCUCCUGUGUUUGAUUAAAGUCUAAUUUACACAGCAGGAGAUAACAACAUCUAAAGCAAGUUAACAUUUGAUUGAAAAUGAAACAAUUUUUUCAUGCAGGCUGAGUCAGUCACGCUAGGGCUGCAUGGACAGAAAAAAAAGUGAUUUAACUCUAAAUAAUAACUAAUAAUAAUAAUAACUCCUAAAUGGCAGAGAAUUGAGCAGUGAGACUGCAGGGCCGCAAUCUACAAGCUAAAAUAGCUUUGCUAAGCUAAACUUGUUUUGAUGGUUAUAGUUACCCUUUAAUUAACAGAUGCCUUCUGUUGUCUUGGCUGCUGGGACCCUCAGGUGUUACUGAGGUGACUUGGAGAGUCUUUGGAAGUCCCAAUCAGAACGCGAGCGUGCAUCAUCAGUCAGUGUGCAGGUGCACGCAACUGUAACUGAUUUACAAUCUUUAAAUACCUUUUUUUUUUUUAACUGGCCAUUAUGUUCGCGUUGUGUGUUCAGUAUUCUGUACGCUCUUUAAAAAUAAAUAUUUGACAAUAAAGUGAUUAAAAAGCAUAAUCUGCUAACUCGGUUUAAUUCUCCUGUCUAGUUCUACCCAAAGAAGAAACGCCUGCGGUCACGAAAGGAGAGAAAUAGCUUGUAUAAGAAACGUCACACCAAACACCAACCAAAACCACAAGAAAUUGCGGUAAGGCGGACUGCUCGACGUAACACAGUUUAAUAAAAUGUACCUACCAUUUUAAACAAACUUAAAACAGCUGAAGGAGUAUCAUACCUGUGUGAAAGGUUUUUAAGGUAUUUGUGGCAGCACACGUCCAUACUUUGCAAACUACAUGUUCUUCCUGCACGUCGUACAGUGGAGGUAGGCAUGAGCUGGUUUCAACCUCAAAAGCUAAGGAAUCAGAAAAUAGACUAAAGCUAAAAUGGUAAGAUUUAUGUGCAGUGGUGGGAGCCCUAGUUGAGGUAGACACUGCAAUUCCCCAGGCAAUGUGUUUCUUUCCCAGAAAUUGCUCUCCAAACUCAGAGAUUCUAGGAUUUCUGCUUCUGUUGCACGUCUUGUGUGCCUGGAAGAUAUUUUCCAGAAAAUAAAUGGCCUCCUCCUCCCAACUGGCUGUUCACGUCUUCUCUAAUAUUUGUAACCCAAUUGAAAGAUGGCACCGAAAUCAGCAAGGUGUGUGUCUGUGUGCUUAAUACGUUCAAUAGGAAACUAUUGAGAUUCAUUUUAAACUAUGAGUUAUUCACAAAAGUGAGAUUUCAAAGUACAUUUCAUAUUUUUUUUAGCUUAGAAAUAAAAAGCAUUGAUUUGUGUUGAAUUCUGUAAGAUAGUGUAUUAGAUUGUGUUUUAGUGCUGCUGUCAUAUUUAAAAUCUUAAUUACAAAUUUGUAUCUAUAAUAAUUUUUAUCUAAGCAGCGUAAAUGUUAUCUUUAGGGAAUAUUGUUUUACCCCAAAACACACAGGUUUAUUCACUGAGGUGAGAAUUCAGAGUGAAUUUCAAAUUUAAGUCAAACUGGAAAUAUUUGGAUACUGUGACCUUAAAUAUGAGUUUCACUUUGAAUUCUUGUUUUGGUAAAAAACCCUGGCUGUGAUAACUCUUAGAAUGGGAUACAAUCUAUGUGUAGUUCAGUCCUGGACCCUUUGCUCACAGUUUAGUCAAUCUUCCCCUAUUUGGAGUACAGUCACCGCAGCACCUUUCCCUCUGUUUUUUUUUGUUUAGUUUUUUUAAAAUUCUUUAUUUUUUGAUAUGCAAGUAGGUACAACUGUGCCUGUAUCGCCACAACAGCAUCAGCAGGUUCGAUUUGUAUGGUCUUAGCAAAACAGUGUUAAGGCAUGUUGGGUUUGCAUAUAUUUUUUUUAAAUAUAAAACACAAAAUAACGAUUCAAGAUAUAAGCGUUUGAGUAGUAAAUAUCAAGCUUAAUUAGUACUUUUCUAAACAAGGCUUAACAGUUGAACCUGGGAUACGCUGUAACAGUAAGUGUCCCUGUAUGGUUGGCAACUCAAUAGUAUGCCACUAGCUUAGCAGUGAAUAGGGUGACACCUGGCAUGCCGGGUGGUGAGUAAGCAGGCGUAAUACUGUAAGGUUAUGAUGACUGGUAUGUUAGGAGGUCAACAUGGCUUAGUAAUAGCGUGGCACGAAGUUAUGACUAACUUCUGGUUGAUCAAUACUUUGGCAUAGAAUUAUGAAUGGGCUGUGACACGUUUAAGCGUUUGCGGGGAGGUGCAUGCUGUUUGUGAUUAAGACUAUUAGGUCCCAUUAUAUGCUUCUAUGUUUUAUUACAUGUCACAGGGUUAAAGCUUUGGGUGCCAGGAUGAGUGGGGCAUGCGUGUGUAUCCGUGGGAGUGUGGUACCGUAUUAUGCAUAUCUUAAGCAGGCUUAAGCUUUCCAACGGGUCACCCGAGUGAAACGUAAUGGAACAGUGUUAGAUUUUAUGCAGUCUAGGUAUUCAAUAGUUAUAUUGAACGCUAGAAGAUAUGAAAGAUAGGCAUAAGGGCUAAUAAAACUUCACAUUGGAUAAAAACAUUACGGUGAGAUCGAGUAGUAUAUCCGGUGUCUGGGCACUCCGGAGCAUAGCCAGUCUCUGGUUUAGUCCCUGUCGGUCAGCCGAUGCCGGUUCUGGAGGCUCGACUGGCGUCCCAGGGAGAAGGGCUGGGUCGGUGCCUCCGCCUGGUUCCAUCUCUGAUGUGCCUUGGAGGGGCUCUCAGCCUGAUUCUCUUACUAAUAGGAAGCUGAGCGGUAGCACAGGUAGUAUCGCGGCCAUCAGCAUGAGUCUUCAGAUGUGAAGCGGCGUUCCACUGUUUGGAGGGUUCCAGUGCCUCUGGGUGGUAAGCAGGCUGGGCGGUCCCGCACUGGCAUGUGUGAGAGCGAGUGCUGUUGCUGGCACCUGAGGGACAAGUCGUCGUUUCCCGCUGUCUUGUUCUUCGGCAUCGUCCCCGUCGGGAGGCCGCUCUGGAGGCUCUGGGCGGGUACCCACACAGGUGGCGCCGGGUUGCAGGGCGAAUCCAUGCCGCUACCUCUUUCAUCAUUUGUUUGAAGGUCUGACCCUUGGUACGGAGCUUUGUCCAAAGUUGUGCGCAGAGCCGGUCAAUGAACUCCAGGGUGUGCUUGGGUGGCUUGGCAAGGGUGAUCUUCGUCACAGGCCAUGCCUGCGCCGCCAUCUUGAUUGGGUCCUGACAGUUUUGUGUGACUGCAGGUUUUAAUGCUUGUUCGAGUAGUAUUGCGGGGGUAUUCGUCCCCAACGAGGACCGGGUUAUCCCCCGCCGGUCCAGAGGGGGGGGUAGCAGGGCAGUGUUUGAUUCUCGCUUGUAAGCGGAUCCCGUGCCGGGUGAUCGGCCGCCUCCCCUAGGCUUCAGGUUCCGCUGCAGUUUAGGCUCUCGCAGUGCUUUUUGGUGCAGUACGGGUAUCAUUCUGUUCCCUGCGUGGUCCUGCAUCGCUUUCCGGGUACUGUGUGCUCUAGAAUGAGCUGUGUGCUCUAGAAUGAAGUGGGUUUAUUGGUGUGGAUGUUCUAGAAUGAAGAGGAUGUUCUAGAAUAAAGUGGGUUUAAUGGUGUGGAUGUUCUAGAAAGAAGUGGGUUUAUUGAUGUGGAUGCUCUAUUACUUCAUGAGUGGCCAUACUAAGUAACUGAAAUAAGGUCAGAUGUGCUGUGGUGAGCUGGACCCUUUUCCUCCCUGGGGUAGGUUGAUGAAACAUUGCUGUUUACUGGGGACCUACUAGGAUGCUCUGCCCCGGCUGAUUUGCUGCAACUGUUGUAGUUUACAGCCACUACUCACUGUGCGUAGAUGGUUGAAGGUAGAAUUUAAGAUCUAGACUGAAUACAUAGCUGACUUGGACAAUUUUUUAAAAUUCGCUCUGAUUUCCCCACAAUUCAAACUUGAGUUCUUAAACGUGUCCAUUUAGUGAAUACACCUCUAAAUGUCAAAUAAAUAGAUACAUAAAAAUCGAUAUGCUGCGGAAUAAGUUGGUGCUAUAAAGAUUCAAAUAAUAAUAAUGAUACCAUUUUGUCUAAAAUGUGCCAUCGUAGGAUAUUUCUGAACCCGCUAGCCAAACUGUAAAGCCUGCACCUUCCAAAGUAUCUAGGAAAUAUGACAAGGAGAAGAGAAAUGCUAAGGUGAGUAAGGCUUGUAUUUAACAUCAUGAUCUGUGAAUAUGUUCGUACACCUCUAUAUAUAUUGGGAAUUUGGCUGAUCAGCAGCAGGCCUCUUAAAGGGAUAUUAUAGUCACCAGAACAACUACAGCUUAAUGUAGUUGUUCUGGUGAGUAUAGUAUAUUCCUGCAGGCAUUUUCAUGUUAACACUGCCUUUUCAGCCACUCCUCAGACGGCCACUAGAGGUGCUUCCUGGGUCAGUGCUGCACCCUGAAAUGUCCCCAUAGAGCUACUGAGGAGAUGCUGAUUGGCCAGGGCUGUGUUUGGCUCCACCUCUUUCAUAUGAGGAAGCAUUGUGAUUAGCUGAAAUGAUCAAUUCUGAGGAUGUCAGCCAAGGAGGUGGAUCGGGGCAGGACCAGAUGCAUUGAACCCAGCGCAGUGGUAGAAAAAGGUAAAGGUGAAGUAAAUCACAUUUCUAACCCAAGGUAAGGGUGGCCAACCACCUAAACUGUGAUUUGAGAAUUAUAGUGUCAGGAGUACACAUUUGUGUUUCUAACACUAUAGUGCUCCUUUAAUGUAUUAAUGUAUAGGGUAGUGAUUCAUUUGUGUUAUCAGUAUAACUAGAUUCUGAACCAAUGUUGAGGUUUAGCACCCCCUCCACUUACACUGGUGUCCCGAAUUAUAAGAGAGAAUCAAUUCACAUGAAGCAUUACAUGGUUAUAUAAUGUACUGGCCCAGGAGUUAAGAACGAUAGUUUUAAACUGUGUUCCAUAGGAUUUGUAUGGAUAAGACAUUUCAUUCUGUGAUUUGUCUGUUGCAGAUGAAGUCACAGGAAGGUUCUUUAUCACAGAACUCAGCAGGGGGUCAGACAUCCGCAGUGCAAACAACAGGUACCGACAAUUAACAUGCAGCGAUCAAAAGAAACAGUCCAUACAACACAUUGACCUGGCAUGGACAAGGCAUUCAGGAACAUUUACAGUCGUAUAACGGAAGUCACAUACCUUCAUGGGUUUAUUCACUAAACUGGGGAUUUAUCAGUAUUAAUAAGGGAACUGCAUGUUGUAGGAUAAAACAGACACAUUUAAAAUUUAGCAAAUUGGAUAACUUUUUUUCCUGGGCUAUUCUCCACAAUUUGUCUUUGGUAAAUAAAUUGGUCAAGAUUUUUCCCAUUUUGUGGCAUAAGUGGCCAUCACUUUAAUUUUAUUUUGCCUUCUUUUGAAUCAACAACAUACAAAGAUGUGUUUUAAUGAUUUAACUUUAUGGAUUUAAGUCUUUGUUUAGCCCAGAUUACUAUGUAACUCUAAAUACCAUAUUUCAUGCAAAAAGUUUUCACAAAAUUUUUGCACUUUUUGCUACAGACUCUAAAUUGUGGUCUGUGGUCACAAAUGUCUCCAAUAUCCAACUAACUGCUCUAAUUCCUAUAUUUCAUUUCCUGAUAAUCAUUCCAGUUUUUCUGUGCGUCUUGGUGCAGGGCUGCUGUGAUUCCCCGUAGGAGGUAAAAUUACCUUUUAAAGGAUUAUUUACUAAACUGGGAAUUGUCUGAAAUAGAAAUGUUUUCCAAUUACGGUAACCUAGUUUGGCCUAAAUUUUCUUUUCUCUGGAAACAAAUGUGCAAAGUCACAUAUCUUGGGUUUAGUCAAGUAAUUUACUUAUCUUGUUUCUUCUCAAGUAAAGAUCAGCUUCAUAUAUAUAUUUAUGUAUUUUUUAUUAUCAGAAAAGCCUGUUCUGUCAUUCUCUCGCAAGCCAGAAUCAGUUACCGUGAAGACUCAGUUGAUCAACAAACUCCCAACGUCCUACGUCGGUGAGUCAGACAGCCACAUGGAGAAGUCAGUCUGAUUAUGCAGGCAUAUUUCUAAAGACCGGUUUUGGGCAAAAGUUCUAACGUGGAGCAAUCACCAUGGAAACCGAUGGAAUGUUCCCACUGAUCACUCCCAGGAUUAGAGCUCCAAACUUGCUUGUUGUAGAUAUGGCAAAAUAUGUAAAUAUGCUUAUUACAUUGAUAUUCAAUAAUGGCUGUUUGUCACACAGGAGAGUUCUCUGUGGUUGAUCAUGUUUGUCAUCGCCAUGUGACCGUCAAAUCCCGUGAAGCUGGAAAUGGGAAUCGUCUGCCCCUAAUUAUAACAGUUAUCCAGAGAGCCAGCGUGCCUCCAUAUUCAAAAGAUGUAUCAUCUAUAAAGCAGCACCCUCCACCAUUCCAUGCCAUGCUGGACUUUAACAGUAAGAGAAGACAGGUUACAGACAAUGUGCUCAAAAGAGGUACGAUCAAUGACUCAUUCAAUGAUUCAGGGUAAACGUGUUCUGUUCCCAAAUACUUUAAGCCCAGGUCUGUUUUCUUUUGCAGAAGCACCAAUUGUAGCGCAUACAUCACUGACAGCAGGAAUAAAACCGUACAGGUAGGUAAAUUACUUAAAGAAAACCUGAAUAGACUGGAAAUUGCAUAAAGGUUAUAGGGUAGGCCACGUACCAUCUUCUGAAAACCGAGCCUCUUGUAGUAUCUUUGUAUAUGCAUUAAUACAUCAUUGCUGACUUCAGGUGACCUGAGAUGUAUUGGCCACCCGGUGAGCCCCUUUCGAGUACGCUGUGGGUGGCAGGGCCACGGGGCAGCUGCUUUCGGCCCCCCAGGAGUAACUGGGCCCGGGGCAGCUGCCUCGUUUGCCCCGCGUUAAAGACGGCCCUGAAUAUGUAUCAUCCAUAACCCCCUCCCCCGCAGGAACGAAGAGACGUAGGCUGACUGGGACCAAGUCCUAUACCAUCAAGCCGCUAAUAAGCAGGCAAGCAUUAUUCUUAGUGCAGAUAUGUUUCUUUCAUUCACCACUAAGCUACCUACUAUUGAGAUGGUAUUGUGCAUUAUAAAGUAUACCUAAGCCUGAGGUACCAUACUCUGCUAUCUCUCUUAUACCUUGACUUUGCUUAUUCUUACUAACAAUAAGAUAGGAUGUAACUCCGUGACAAGCCACGUUAACCCAUAAAGAAUGUGCAGUGUUCUCAAAUGCCUUAAAACUGUUAAUCUCUGUCUGAAGCUAUGCUUAUUCUAGCUGUUGUGGUACUGUAAGCUUGUUUGUAUUAUCUUUGCACAACUAAAAUAAAGAAUUUAAAAUGAAAAAUACCAAUAUCAUCAACAAUGUUGAACAAAUGAUGUGACUUGGCAUGCAAAUGUCUUGUUCAAGAUUUCAAUCUCGUGUGUGAAGGUGUAAAAUGCUGAAUGUGACGAUGCAAAACAAAAGUGUUCUGAACAGCUGUCCCUCUUUCCCAGCCUCACAUCAAACAUGGAAAAACAAAAAUACUUUGAAGUCUCUGCAACACCAGUGGAUUUGCAGCUUAGCCUCAGCCCAAAGAUCAGCAAGACAAGAGGAAUCCGUCGAGAGUCACUCAUGUCCCUUGUGUCUUCAGGUAUGAAUGGAUUAGUGCUGUGAGUUAUGCCACCCAUCGUAUUGCUGCUAGCGAGCAUGAACUAAAACAGCGUCCCUGCUUCAAUGUGGAGGUUGUUCCAUGUUCAUUCCGUUGCAGAGUUUCCCUCUUGCGUGCUUUAUAUUUUUCCAUUCAGACUCAUUUUGGCUCCCCAAAAUGGAAAUAACUAUGAAGUCUAACGCUACUGCAGAAAAUAAACAAGUGUGUAUGAAGACAUUCUUUCUGCAUAAUUUAAAUGUGUUUCUUUUUAUUCUUAAACAUAAAAUUGGUAUUGAAAUUCAAUAUGAAACAGGUCGAGUGGCAUAAGAUUUGAAUUCUGCUGAAUCUCCUGCACACAUCAAACCGCACUUGUGUUGCUUUUCUAGGCAUUUUGGGGAUCUUCUAGGAGUAAAUUAGGGACAUGCCUCUCAGCGUGCUUCCCAUAGGAGAUAUUUUUUUUUUUUUCCAUAUUUAGUCUUUAUUUUUGCCAACAUCAUGAAAACAUAUUGCGUUACAGUCAGAUACUUUCAUCAGGUAUGCACGUUAUUACUUUACAGAUAUACAUGCCAUCAUAAUGGUUCGUUGUUUAGAUUGGUUACAUUGUACAUCAUGUGGUACAUUCGUUCUCUGUUUGCAUUGUAAUACGGGCGUAUUAUUUGCCCCUAGAAGUGCGUUGACUGUAAAACCAUGGAGUGACCUGUUUGUCAUUUGGGGUGGGUCGGCUUUUUAUAGGGGGAGGGGGAGUAGGAACACAGGGGGGGGUUAGGGGAAACCGUGACUUGGGGUGGGGAGAUCUAGGAUCCCCAGCUUUGCUUCACAAUAUUUUGGCUUUCAGUUUGGGAUUUAUCAGGGUUCUUCCCUUCUCUGUUAUCUUCGCAGUCCGGCGGGUCAACUGUGUGAUAAGUAUUGUCUGAGGUGGGUGCUCUACAAGGGGAGAGACUCAUGACCUAAGGUUCCAACUUGCCCAUUUCCCAACGUACUUUCUUUCCUGUCCCUGUACCCUGCUAGCCAUCCUCUCGUAGGAGCUUAUGACAUCCAAUCUUUCCAUGAUUGUAGCCAUGGUUGGUAUUGUUUGGCUUUUCCAGUUUUGUGCUAGUAAAAUUUUCGCUACCGUGAGUAUGUUUAUCAGUACUGCUUUGUGGGGGUGUGGUGAGAGUCCAGGAAUCAUGUGUAGUAGGUAAUGUUCUGGACGCAACUGAACAAGGAGACCUGUAGUGCUUGAAAUAAGGUUUUGGAUCUGUGUCCAGAAUGCACCUAAUGCGUGGCAGUCCCAGAACAUGUGUAGCAUGGUACCCGCUCCCCCCUCACAGCGCCAGCAGAGCUCAGAUGUGCCCUUGUAAAUCUUUGCCAGUCUAUGUGGGACCAGGUACCAUCUCAUGGCUAUUUUGCAAUAUGCUUCCCACAGCGAGAGACUUUUGGAUGCACCCUUUGUGUUGGAUAGUGCCUCGUACCAUUGUGUCAGAGUUAGUUGGUGACCCAGUUCCCCUUCCCAUUGCCUCAUAUAGGAUCUUUUCUCACAUGAUUGUGGCUCCAGAAGAGCGUUGUAGCACAUGGAUAGAGGUUUUCCAAGCUUAGCGGUGAGGACCCUAUUGAGUAGUAGGGGUGGGUUUGUGGGCCCUGUACUAGGUUUGCAUGUGUGUGGUAACAGUAUGUUUUUUGUUCUAAGGUAGAGGAACACAUCCCUUUGGGGCAGGGAGAAUUCCCGCUGUAGAUCAGGGAACAGUUUGAGUUCGUUUCCCUUUAGUAGGUCCUUUACUCUGUGUAUUCCCCUGGCUAUCCAGCCUGCCAAAGGCAGGUCUGGAGAGAAUAUGGUCAGGAUCCCUAGGGGAGCUUCCCUGAAGAGCAAAUGUGGGUCUAAGAUCAGAUGACUCCAGGUUCGCCACGAGCUCAACAGAAACCGGGAGCACCGUGGGAGGUACGUUCCGUCAGAUUCGGUGGGGGCGUUGGCCCAUAAUGUGUGGGACGUGUUAUGUGGAUGCAGGUAGGCAUCUUCCAUUGUUAGCCAUAGUGGCUUAGGGGAGCUGUCUUGAAGUCUCAGUAUGCGUACUCCCUGUGCUAAAGUCGAUGCCCUGUAGUACGUCUUAAUAUCAGGUAGGCCCAGCCCCCCUUUGGUGAAGACAAAGCUCAGGUUUCGUUGGGCCACUCUCGGGGGUUUUCAUUUCCAGACAUGCGCAUUUAUGACAGAUUGCAUUAAUUUUAUUAGUUUGUUGGGUAGUGGUAUUGGUAACGUGCGGAAGAGGUAUAGAAUAUGGGGCAGAACCAUCAUUUUAAUCGUAUUUACCCGGCCCAGCCAGGAUAUCUCUAGGUUUUCCCAUUGUUCUAGGGUCGAUUUUAGUUUGUUUAUGACAGGGUAGUGGUUUUCUUUAAGAACGGUCUGGUGGGAUUUCGUCAGUUUGAUCCCCAGGUACGUGAGAGAUGUUUUCCGCCAGUCAAAGGUGUAGUCAGAGGAGAGCUGCGUUAGCGUUUGGUGCGGUAGAUUGAUUGGUAGUGCUUGCGUCUUAGUGGUGUUAUUCUUGUAGUAGGAAACCCUUCCAUACUCGCUAAGAAGACCUAGAAGGGUAGGGAUGGAGCUGAUGGGUUGUUUUAUGAACAUGAGUAUGUCGUCGGCAAAUAAAGCCAACUUCUGCAUACCCCUUGGUGUCGACAGUCCGCAAAUUUGUGCGUUAUUAUUUAUAUGUUUCGUCAAGGGUUCAAGACAGAGGAUAAAGAUGAGUGGUGACAGCGGACAACCCUGGCGCGUGCCGUUAUGUAUUGUAAAGGGUGCGGAUAAGAAGCCGGUACUGAAGACCUUUGCUGAUGGGCAGUGGUAAAGGGCCAUGAUACUUUUUAGGAAGGCUGGUGGGAGCCCCAUUUUGGCCAGAGUUUGUUCCAUGUAUCCCCAGUGCAAGCGGUCAAACGCCUUUUCGGCGUCCAACACCAGCACCAGGCCCUGUUGAGAGGAUUGGUUUGCCCAGUCGAUGAGGUUUAGAAAGUGGGGUGUUGUCACCCACUUGCUUACCCGGCACAAAUCCCGCCUGCUCAGCGGAGAUAAGUGUAGGGAAGAGCAUUUUGACCCGUGUGGCUAGCAUUUUAGCGUAUAAUUUAGUGUCCGAAUUAAGAAGAGAUAUCGGUCUCAGAUUGGCACACUGAUUUGAGGGUUUGUUAGGUUUGGGUAAUGUGACAAUAAAAGUUUCCAGCAUUUCUCGAGGCAUUUUUCCAGUCUGUUUAAUGUCAUUGAAUAGUCUUAGGAGGUGGGGUGCUAACUGGUCUGUGAAUUUGAUGUAGUAGUAAUUGGAGAGGCCAUCUGGACCUGGGGAUUUGUGCUUAGGGAGUGAUUUGAUGGCUUCCCUGAUUUCUUCGUCAGUAAAGGGACAGGUCAGGUAUGCACUCAAGUCUGGAGAUAUGCAGGGAAGGGAGACUCUUUCUAGGAAAGAAUCUAUUUCUGCUUUGGUAGGUUGGUGUGCUUCUGGGUCUGUAUGCAGUUGGUAUAGUGACGCAUAGUAUUCCGCUAAUGUAUUCACUAUGUCUUGGGGGUUGUAGAUCUUGUCACCGCUUUUGGAGAAUAUGUAGGGAAUCUUGGAUUGGAGGUAUUUUUUGUUUCAAGCGGCCAGCUAGCAGUUUGCCCGCUUUAUUCCCUAGUGUGUAGUGAGAUUGUUUCAGGUAUCGCAUAUGUUUCUCAGUCGUUUGUAGUUGCAACUCGCGUAAUUUGGUCUUGAGUGUCUGUAGUCGUGUGUGGGUUUGCUUGGAAGGGUUUGAUUUGUGACGGAGUUCAGUGUCUGUAAUUUCUUGAGUGAGUUUUGUUUGUUCUGUGCCCGCUGCUCUUUUGGUGUUGGCUCCCAACUUGAUGAAUUCUCCCCUCAUAACUACCUUGUGCGCGACCCAUUGUGUUGCCAGUGUGGUUUCACAAUGUGUAUGAGCCUCAAAGUAUGUUUCUAUUGUGUCUCUCAAGUGCGUAAAAUGGUGCGGGUCUUCUAGUAGGGCCUCGUUUAAGCGCCAAGUGCCUCUUCCCCUCGCCGGGUGUGGUUUCUUCAUUGUUAUUUCCAGGGGGGCAUGAUCCGACCAUAUGAUAGGGCCAAUGUGCAUGUCUAUAGCGUGUGGUAGUGUGCUCCUGUCAAAGAGGCAGAGAUCAAUUCUGGAGUAUGUCAUGUGGACUGGGGAAUAAAAUGUAUAGUCUCUUAUACCCGAGUAUAGAUUACGCCACACGUCAUAGUAGUCAGAGGAGUGCAGCAGGUGUGUCAAGUGUCUGCUCAAGGACAGUGUGGAUUGUUUAGGAGGUCGAUUUUGUACCCGCUGCAUGUCUAUGUGCGGGUCAGGCGUGCAGUUAAAGUCACCACAUAUAAUAGUGUGUCCCGUUUUGAAUUGGUCUAAUUUGCGGAACGCUUUGGUCAGGAAGUCUUUUUGCGUGUCAUUUGGUGCAUACAGGGAGGCUACCAUCAGUUGGAGGCCGUUUAAUGAGCCCACUAAUAUUAACAGCCUGCCAUCUUUGCUGACGUAUUGUUUGGAUGGCGUGAAUACCCAGUCCCCAUGAAAAUAGAUUGAAACCCCUUUGGACUUAGUUGUAGCCAUGGCAUGAUAGGCUUGACCAUAUUGUUUGAACUUAAAGGUAGGUGGUUUACGUAUAGUGAAGUGAGUCUCCUGGAGACAUACUAUAGCCGCCCUGGAGCGAAACAUUUCUUGUGACAGCAACCUGCGUUUAUGCGGGCUAUUGAGACCCUUGACAUUCAUGGAAAUAAUUUUUAGGGUAUUAUCCAUAUUGUGUGGAUAGCGGUUUGCUAAAUCGUGGGAAGCAUGUUUGCUCUGACAGUGGUAUAGGGCUGCUAGGAGGGGGUGGAGUGACAAGGGAACACAGAAACGUUGGUAGGGAUAACAUAAGUAAACUUUUCAAAACAUAACCAAAGUAUUUACAUAGCGCCCUCAUGACGAUCGGCGCCUUCUCCGGCUGAGACGCAGACCAGCCUUCUGUGCUGGUAUCUGCGCUCAUCCGUGGGGGUGCGCUCGGUGUUAAGAGCGGGGGUGAGGAUGACUUACAUGCUAAUUGGGGGUACACAGCCCUUGCAUAAUCACUGCGUGUUGCCUAGAUAUACAUGUUAUCAUACGUACAGUCCCAGGGGCUCCCCCCUCCUCCCGUUUCUGCUACAAUCAGCCAGUUACAGCACGUGGUCUGGUAUUACAUGGGCCAUGUGCUUUUUCCCUCAUACCAUGUGUGUCAAAUUGCAUAUGUCAUAUUUACGUGAGGUUGAUCAACAUAGCAUAUGUUGGGUGAGGAAAGAGUCCCUGGAGCAGAGUCCUUUAUGCUUUAGUCGGCGAUCCCGCCAUGUGCCAUUCUGCUUGCAUUCUUUGUUGUGGUGCAGUAGCGGCCGCUACCGUCGUUUGUGUUGGGAACAAUCCCCAUUCUCAUAUUAGGCGCAUGCCUACUUCUGGUUCAUUAACCGUGUGGUUCUUGUUGUUUCUCCAUAUUAUGAUUUUCGUCGGGUAUCCCCAUCUGUAUUGGAUGUUGUGGUUCCUUAAGGUUUUUGUCACCGUUAUGAACUCCCUUCUCCUGGCCAUUGUUAGAGCUGAUAAGUCCGCAUAGAUGUUAAUGUUAGUGUACGGUUCAGGUAGCUUGUCCAGGUUGCGUGAUGCUGUCAGCAGAGCAUUCUUGGAGGUGAAGUAGUGAAACCUUGCAAUCACAUCACGAGGCGUAUCUUGUGCCAGCCUCGGUGGUCGUGGUAGUCGGUGAGCUCGGUCCAGUAGCCAUGUUCCGUCGGCUAUGUCAGGCUGUAAGGUGGUGCAAAGCCCUUUGAGAAAUGAGGGAAGUUCCUCUAGGCCCACUUUUUCUGGUAUCCCGCGGAAUCUGACAUUGUUCCUUCGGGACCGAUCCUCCAAAUCCGCCAGCUUGCGUUUGAGCUGUAGUUGUUCCUCCACUAGGUGCUGUACUGUACUUGCCAGCACAUUCUGCUCACUGCAUAUGUUGUCUGUGCGGACUUCAAGCUGGUUUGUGCGCUCACCCAGGUCAGAUAUUUCUCUUUUGAUUUCACUGGUCGCCUUUUUAAGGUCAGAUUGAAGAGUGACCCUAAAGUCCUGUAACAUGAGGUACAGUCGUUUUUCUGUCACUGGGGCGUCCGUGUAUGGACAGGUUUCCCCUUCUGGCUCGAGUGUGCCUUCAGUUAGUUGCGAGCAGGCUGGUCCGUCGUCGCCAUCUUGUGCAGGCCGCAUGCGGUCUUUCCUUGCGGAUCGAAUUUGAUCCGUCAAUUUUGUUUGUUUGGCUGGGGCCAUGAUUGUGAUCGCGUUCUUGAGCUUGAUUGCCUCUAGUGGGCUGUGUAUGAUAGGAGUGAUUUGCUUUUAAGUCAUCCGAAGCGCGGAGCUCUCACUCCAUGCGACCGCUUGCUUCGGCAGUUGGCCACGCCCACCUCGGAGCUAUUUUUUUUAAGUGACAUUAUCAGUGUUAUUCAUUGAAGAAUAAAAAGUGAAGUAGUUAUUAAACUGAAAGCAUAGUGGACAGAGAAUUUUCCAGUUCAACUCUUUAUACUUAAGUUUGAAAUUCACUUUCCAUUCUCACUUUAGUAAAUAGCCCAUUACCUGUGUGACUAUUGACAAGCAUCAAACACUAGCUAAUUCGCUCAAUUUAGAGGGACACUAGCUACCAAAACAACUUUAGCUUAAUGAGGCAGUUUUGGUGUAUAGAACAUGCCCCUGCAGUCUUACUGCUCAAUUCUUUGCCAUUUAGGAGUUAAAUCACUUUGUGUAUGUAGCCUAAUCACGUCUCCCUGAAUGUGACUUACACAGCCUUCCAUAAACACUUCCUGUAACAAGUCAUCUAAUGCUUACACUUCCCUUUAUUGCAAAUUUCUGUUUAAAUUAGAAUUCCUUAUCUCCUGCUCUGCCAAUAGCUUGCAGGAGCCUCCUGUAUGUAAUUCAAGUUCAAUUAACAAAGCAGGAAAUACAAACUUUUAAAGUGAGUUACAUCUCAUUGAAAAUAUAACCAUUUUGUUUUCAUGCAGGCAUGUGUCAGUCACAGCCAGGGGAGGUGGAGGGACUGCAUAAACAGAAACGAAAGUGAUUUAACUCCUAAAUGGCAGAGAAUUGAGUAAUGCAACUGCAUGAUCUACACACCAAAACGGUUUAAGUUAAAGGUGUUUUGAUAACUAGUGUCCUCUUUAACCAUGUGUUCUGUUUAUUUGCAGAUUACUUUGACAGUUUACUGCUCAAGCCAAAGAAAGAAUUAUUAGACACUCCAAAUAAAGUGCAUGGUCUAACCAAGUCAGAAUCUUACCUCCAGUCUGUUUCCAGUGAUUUAAAACGUCCAAAGGUAAAAUAAAAAACCUCACGCACCUUUAUGUAAAGAUGCCUUGAGGACUGCUUUGGGAACAACGGUCUUCAAACAUACAUGGGCCAGUAAGGAUCCCCAUAGGAACAAAUGGGUAUUUUACACCAGCAAGCUUCUGUCCAUUCAAGCAGAUUCUGAUGGACUCCAAUUUAGAGCUCCUACAGAUCACAGGCAGUUUGGAUGUAUUUGCUAGAUAUUUUACCCUCUAAAAUGUAGAAAAAGUGCCCUUUAUUAUUGGCCAUUAACUCUAUUUACCUUUGUAUUGUAGCAGCUGCCCUUAUGAUGAGAGAUCAGAGUCUUCCAGCAACAACAUUUCCGAAGAGGACGGAUGUAUUGUGUGCUUUAUCAACCCCACAGAUUGACAAUUUGUGAGAUCAAAUGAAAUGAGUGGAAUACAUUAAUUCUAUGGAGAUUCAGUAGCUUUAAGUAUUAUGGUUAAUGAUGAACAGUCAUGUUUUAAACUUUAUUUAAAUCCCAUAUUAAAAAAAAAAAUCAGGUAUUAUACUCUAUAUAUUUGGAUCAGUUCAGCACAUUUUAACAAUGUGCAGAGGACGGCAUUAGUUACAAGUGUAUCCAAAUUCAUGUGCCCUUGAGGUUUCACGUCUCUGCAAAAUGCUUGUGAAAAUUUGUAAUGUCAUAUUGUAGACUGACAUGCAAACGAAAUCAUGCAGGUAGUGGAAGAUGGCAAUACAUCACCCGUUACAAUGUCAUUAGUGUUUACUGGGCUGGAAACGGUCAAUUCCUUUAAGAGAUUGUACCUGUAUUAUCUUUAACGCCUGGAUCUCAGGAUGGUAAUUUGGACAGAUCACCUAAAAACUUUGAUAACCAAUACUACAAAAGUUGUGUUUACAGGUUUGUAGUUAAAUACCUUAAUGACAAAAUCAAGCCAAUAUGAAUAAAGUGUUUGUUAUGGUCAGGUGCUAUACAAUGGAAUUUACUAUUCAUCUAUCCUCAAAUCACGGCCUUUUUAAAUUGCUGGAUGCCAGAUUCGAGUAAUGUCAUGCAGUCCCUUGCUUCACACAUUUCAAGCCUGGCUGACAGGUUUCAUGGUAUUUCCAAGGCAGCUUCUGCAUUUUGUCCUACUCUGAUUGUAUCCACAGUGCAUUCACUGUCUAAAGUAGGCUUCCCAAAACGCCAGCCCUUCAGAUGUUGCUGAACUACAACUCCCAUGAUCCUUAGCCUAUUUCAUUCAUAGAAUCAUUGGAGUGGUAGUUCAGCAACAUCUGGAGGGCUGGAGUUUGGGGAAGCCUGGUCUAAAGCAAGUACAAUCACAUUAAAACAG
Molecule: messenger RNA, 37321 nt
Organism: Pelobates cultripes (western spadefoot toad)
Lineage: Eukaryota; Metazoa; Chordata; Amphibia; Anura; Pelobatidae
Source: the annotation of a GenBank genome assembly